GCGAAGGUUGUCAAAAGAGAUGGAAAGAACAUUUUGUCGGAGAGCAAAGUUCCUCAAACCUUGCCCUAAAACACCGAUCCCUGACCUUCUGGGACAGAUGUGCAAACCCCUAAACCCCGAGCUCCCCUCCCCGCCUCAGGGAUCUACUCGAUCUGUCGUGCAGAUGUGAAUCGCAACUCGUUGACAGGAGGAUCUCUGCGUUGGCCCAUUGUGGUGUUUGCGCCUCAUUGCAGGGGAGGCGACAGCGCUGUAGACAUGGAAGAGAACGGCAAGAUGUCGGAGGCUGAUGUCCAGGAAACGCAGGUCCAAGUGCGGUUUACCACGAAGCUCAGGGACGAAUUUCGCGUCGUGAGCACUCCGUUUGCCGUCCCUUCGAGCUUGACUCGUUAUGGACUGUCUGAGGUCAUCAACGCUCUCCUUGGUCGUGAUAAACCAAUCCCAUUCGACUUUCUGUUGGAUGAUGAGCUGAUAAGGACUUCGUUGGAGGAUCUGCUUCUAGCCAAAAACCUGUCUGCGGAAUCUAUCCUCAAUAUUGAGUACAUUCCAGCCGUUGUGCCCCCAAUCCCCAAGGAAAGUCAGCUUCAUGAUGAUUGGGUUAGCGCUGUGGACGCUUCUUUGGCCAGUUACAUCGUUACUGGUUCAUACGACACUUUUGCCAGAUUGUGGAGUGUAGCUGGAACUUGCGUAGGCGUGUUGGAAGGACACACCGAUGCUAUCACAUCCGUUUCUGUCAUUCCCACGCCAGUAUCUCAUGGGGAUAACAUAUCAAUUGUUACUGGCUCGAAGGACCGUACAUUGCGAAUGUGGAAGGUGCCAACUGAUAACUCGUCAUCCAUAAAGACGGUGAAACCCACCAGAUGUUUCAAAGGCCAUACUUCUUCCGUUCAGAGUGUCGCAGCAAGCCCAUCUGGUAUGCAGAUUUGUUCAGGAUCAUGGGAUUCGUCUAUCAUGUUGUGGAGAACGUCGGAGGAUGCCCUUGAACCUGAGGAAGAGGAGAUUGCUAAGAAAAGGAAGCUCGCUGGGCCCGAUGUUGACACUCAGCUCGCCGAGACAGAGGUCUCAGCGAAAGCAACGUUCGAUGGACAUACGCAGUGCGUGUCAGCAGUUGCAUGGGCUGCCGAGGAUUAUCUAUUUUCUGUAUCUUGGGACCAUUCAGUACGAAGCUGGAACGUAGAAACGGGCGCAAACACUUCAACGAUGAGUUGUAGUAAAGCUCUUCAUUGCCUGAGUGUCGGAGGCGAAGGAUCGGCCUUAUUAGCCACAGGCGGUGCCGAUAAUGUGUUGAGGGUUUGGGAUCCUCGAAUAGUUGGUGUUGUUGCCCCGAUACUCCAGCUAACGUCACACAAGGGAUGGAUCACGUCCUGUAAAUGGCAUCCUCGAUCAACGUUUCACUUGCUAUCGGCAUCUCACGAUGGGACUAUCAAAGUCUGGGAUACGCGAGCAAAGGUUCCUCUUUACACAGUCGAAGCUCACAAGGACAAGGUUUUGUGCGCCGAUUGGUGGAAAGAAGAUUGUAUCGUCAGUGGAGGAGCAGACUCCAAAUUGAGCAUAAUGCGAGAAGCGAAGUUCAAUUUAUGAAGAUCGGCCCGACUUUUGUUGCCGACUAGUUUUGCAGAUGGCGGACGACAAGUUGUCUUCGCCGGAUCAGGAAUUUAGAGUAGAAGUAAAUACAGCGUAGGCAGUUAGCGUUGUCGGGAGUAGAGACGUUCACUACAGAUAUGAGGCAAAGUUCAGGUCUUCACAGGGCGACAAGUCGGUCGUAAGCCGAGCAUCAGCUCUGUUCUAGAAACCAAUUCUACAAUCUCUCAAAUCGCACAAAUUCGAGUGUAAAUCUAUCUUGAAAUAGUUGAAACUUUCAUCGUCUUGACAACCGUG
Molecule: messenger RNA, 1875 nt
Organism: Marchantia polymorpha subsp. ruderalis
Lineage: Eukaryota; Viridiplantae; Streptophyta; Marchantiopsida; Marchantiales; Marchantiaceae
Source: the annotation of a GenBank genome assembly